GAGUCUGUGUCAUGAGCAGUCACUGGUGUCUAUUGGAGAGUGGUAAUGGUCUCCUCCUCCUCCCCCUCCUCCUCCUCUUCAUGCUGUCGGCUGUGAGAGUCUGACAGCUCCGCGAGCCUCAAACCGAUCACCGCACCGUGCUCGCCGCUUUUCCGCUCAGAUGCGCUGUUUUCCCCGCGUCUCCCCAUGUCUUCCGCGGCUCUGUCUGAAUCCUCUCAGCGCUGAUGUGACUGCAGUUCAUCCGUUCAUUUGACACGUUUCUUCAGUCGAUGAGAUGCGUUCACGGUGGACUUACGUCGCCUGGAUUUGUGUCUUCAGUCUCGGCGCCUUCAGGACUUUCUGCAUUCCCGCUAAUGAAGUUAAUCUACUGGACUCUCGCUCAGUAAUGGGUGAUUUGGGCUGGGUUGCCUACCCGAAGAACGGGUGGGAAGAAAUCGGAGAGGUGGAUGAGAACUAUGCACCAAUUCACACAUACCAAGUGUGCAAAGUGAUGGAGCACAACCAGAACAACUGGUUGCAGACCAACUGGAUAUUAACCCAAGGUGCCCAGCGAGUGUUCCUGGAGCUCAAGUUCACCCUACGGGACUGCAACAGUCUCCCCGGAGGUCUGGGGACGUGCAAGGAGACUUUCAACGUGUACUAUUACGAAACCAAUGAUGAGGAGAGAAGGAAUAUUCGGGAAAGCCAGUACUCAAAGAUUGACACCAUUGCCGCCGACGAGAGCUUUACGGAGCUUGAUCUCGGAGACAGAGUCAUGAAGCUAAACACGGAAGUUAGGGAUCUGGGUCCACUGACCAAAAAAGGCUUCUACUUGGCUUUCCAAGACCUGGGCGCGUGUAUCGCCCUCGUGUCCGUCCGUGUCUUCUACAAAAAGUGUCCUUUUGUUGUCAGGAAUUUGGCCCUUUUCCCGGAUACUAUAACUGGGGCUGAUUCCUCGCAGCUUCUGGAGGUGUCAGGGACCUGCGUCAACAACUCGGUGGCCGAUGAACUUCCCAGGAUGCAUUGCAGUGCUGAGGGGGAGUGGCUGGUGCCCAUUGGGAGGUGCAUGUGCCAGGCGGGCCAUGAGGAAGUUAAUGGCUCCUGUCAAGUGUGUAAACCCGGGUUUUACCGGUCAGUUCUGGAGAGCAGGAGCUGCAGUAAAUGUCCUCCCAGAAGCUUCAGCAAGGUUGAGGCAUCCAUCUCCUGUCAGUGUGAGCAAGGCUACUUCAGGACCCAGGCGGACCCUGCUAACAUGGCCUGCACACGGCCUCCUUCUGCUCCACGUAAUGCUAUCUCCAACGUAAAUGAAACCAGUGUGUUUUUGGAGUGGACUGCGCCUGAAGACACCGGUGGCCGGAAAGACGUGAGAUACAACAUCCUCUGCAGUAAAAUCAGCACCGACUCGGGUCACUACGAGCCAUGUGGAAGCCAUGUGCGGUUUCUGCCUCAGCGUACGGGCUUGAGAAACACCUCGGUUAUGGUCGUGGAUCUCCUAGCUCACACCAACUACACGUUUGAAGUGGAGGCUAUGAACGGUGUGUCAGAUCUAACUGGCCCUCCGCGUCAGUAUGUCUCGCUCAAUGUCACCACCAACCAAGCAGCUCCGUCUCCUAUAACCGUGGUGAAGAAAGGCAAGACGACGAAGAAUAGCAUCACGGUGUCCUGGCAAGAGCCCGAUCGACCGAACGGCAUCAUCCUCGAGUAUGAGAUCAAAUACUUUGAGAAGGAUCAGGAAACAAGCUACACAAUCAUCAAGUCAAAGGAGACGGAGGUUUUAGUGGAUGGCCUUAAACCUUCCUCUGCAUACAUCUUUCAAAUCAGAGCACGCACCUCCGCCGGGUACGGAGGCUUUAGUCGCCGAUUUGAGUUUGAAACCAGUCCUUACUUAGCAGCCUCAAGUGAGCAGGGUCAGGUGCCCAUCAUUGCUGUCGCCGUGACUGUGGGCAUCAUCCUCAUUGCCUUGGUCACGGGUUUCCUCAUGAGUGGCAGACGUUGUGGAUACAGCAAAGCCAAGCAAGAUCCAGAUGAGGAGAAGAUGCACUUCCACAAUGGGCACAUUAAAUUCCCUUCAGUCCGCACGUAUAUCGAUCCCCACACCUAUGAAGAUCCCAACCAGGCUGUACACGAGUUUGCCAAGGAGAUUGAUGUCUGUUGUAUCACCAUUGAGCGGGUUAUUGGAGCUGGUGAAUUCGGGGAGGUGUGCAGUGGUCUUCUGCGGCUGCCAGGGAAGAGAGAGAUCCCAGUGGCCAUUAAAACUCUGAAAGCCGGAUACACGGAGAAGCAGAGGAGGGACUUCUUGGGUGAAGCCAGCAUUAUGGGACAGUUUGAGCAUCCCAACAUCAUCCAUCUGAAGGGGGUCAUCACCAAAAGUAAACCGGUGAUGAUAAUAACAGAAUAUAUGGAGAAUGGAUCUCUGGACACCUUUCUGAAGAAGAAUGACGGUCAGUUCACUGUGAUCCAGUUGGUUGGCAUGCUGCGUGGCAUAGCAUCAGGCAUGCGCUACCUCUCCGAGAUGGGAUAUGUGCACCGUGACCUCGCUGCCCGCAACAUCCUGGUCAACAGCAACCUGGUGUGUAAGGUGUCUGACUUCGGCCUGUCCAGAGUGCUGGAGGAUGACCCAGAGGCAGCUUACACCACUCGCGGAGGGAAGAUUCCCAUCAGAUGGACGGCUCCAGAGGCCAUCGCCUACAGGAAGUUCACCUCCGCCAGUGACGUGUGGAGCUACGGCAUCGUCAUGUGGGAAGUGAUGUCGUAUGGAGAAAGGCCCUACUGGGAGAUGAGCAAUCAAGAUGUGAUAAAGGCAGUGGAGGAGAACUACAGACUGCCGGGGCCCAUGGACUGUCCGACCGCCCUCUAUCACCUCAUGAUGGACUGCUGGCAGAAAGACAGGAACAGCCGGCCCAAAUUUGAGGAGAUUGUCAGCUUAUUGGACAAGCUCAUCCGCAAUCCAAGCAGCCUGAAGGGUCUCGUUAACCCAUCUAACAGAGUGUCUAAUCUGUUAGUGGAGCAAGGCAGUCCAGAGGGCUGUGUGUUCAGAUCAGUGGAGGAGUGGCUGGAGGCCAUCAAAAUGGGUCGAUACACUGAGCUUUUCAUGGAAAGUGGAUACACUUCUCUACAAGUAGUCACUCAAAUGACCUUGGAAGAUCUUCGGCGGGUCGGAGUCACUUUGGCAGGCCAUCAGAAGAAGAUCCUCAACAGCAUUCAGGAGAUGCGGGUCCAGAUGAUGAACGCCACUAUGCCCAUCUGAGGCUCACACCAGCCUCCAGCAGUAGCCUAGCACUUUCUACAAACACUUAUUUAUUGAACGGAACUAUUUAACGAAGAAACCUGACAACGGACAAAUCGGCGACGGUCUUCGUUUUUUUUUUUUUUUUUUUUCUAGAACUCUCACUGAGGAGCUGGACCGAAACGUUGAGUGCUGUUUAUUUUGGAAAAGUGUGGCACAUCUCCAGGUAGGACCACUGACUCGGGAUCAGGCGUCUCUGGGCUGAAUGUAUAGCAUUUUUCCACGACCUCAUUCAACAAUGUUAAUACCUCCGGAAUGAGAGACUGCGUUGGACUUUUAUUUUUUUUUGCUAAGGUGAAUUUUCAGCAUUAAAAGACUAAAGUCAUAUCAAUUGAAAAUAUGGCAGUAUUAAACAAAGCAAUAGUAGAUUUCCAGCUCAAUGAUCGUUGAUGUUGCUUCGUUCUCAAUUUUUACUUCCUUGUUUUUAAAAGGCCAGUUAAACACUGUGCGAUUUUUGUCCUAUUUAGAAUUGAAUUUGUCAAUUUUUUCAGUUAGUUGAAAGAAAUUCUGAUAUGUCUGAAAUGUUGUUCCCUUUUCAAACAAAGCUACAAACUGACUAGCAUUAAUUCAGUGUUUCUGAUCUCACUCCAUCUGAAAAAAGAUAACAAUAUUCAUAGACUACACUACUAUACUAUACUUUAACACUGAGUUCAGAGCUCCUUCGAAAUGAGUAGAAUUAACUUCCAGUAAAUUUGAACUAACUACACUCAUUUGAUUUGAUAA
Danio rerio (zebrafish) is the source of this 3988-nucleotide messenger RNA. The record is from RefSeq and is a predicted model, not a curated record. Lineage: Eukaryota; Metazoa; Chordata; Actinopteri; Cypriniformes; Danionidae.